Messenger RNA from Nematostella vectensis (starlet sea anemone), 2305 nucleotides. Its product is annotated as calbindin-32. Gene Ontology annotation, biological process: regulation of cytosolic calcium ion concentration. Bases 105 to 1055 code for a protein of 316 amino acids. Gene Ontology annotation, molecular function: calcium ion binding. The transcript is spliced from 11 exons. Gene Ontology annotation, cellular component: cytosol; synapse; neuron projection. The record is from RefSeq and is a predicted model, not a curated record. NCBI's taxonomy places the organism in Eukaryota, Metazoa, Cnidaria, Anthozoa, Actiniaria, Edwardsiidae.
GAAUUUCAAAUCUAUUCAGUUUAUAAGAAUAGAGUGAUCGCUUAUCCACAGCACUUAGAGUCACCCUUUGAAUCCUACGACGUGCGAAGCCCAGCAAAGCCACCAUGUCGGCGAAAUCCUUGGCUAAGAUGUUCGAUAAUUUCAGCUCGGUCGAGUUUAUGGAGUUCUUUCAUAAAUAUGAUACGGAUGGCAAUAACUAUAUAGAAGAAAAAGAGCUUGACCGCUUCGUGGAUGAUCUCUUCGUGCGCAGAUAUGGAACGAUGCAUAGCGACAGCGAGAAGCAAAAAUUCAAAGAGGUGUUUCUGAAGGAGUAUCUAAAGGAUAAGAAGAUCGAUAUCCAAGAGUUGGCCGCGAUUUUACCGCAUGACGAGGGACUUGAGGUCAAGUUUCGCGCCAAUGACAAAAUGUCAAGCGUGGAAUUUAUGAAGAUCUGGAAUAGAUACGAUGUUAACAGAGAGGGUUCUCUCAGUACUGAACAGCUAAAGGGUUUCAUCAAUGACUCUAUGAAAGGACAAAAACUCUCUUCAAAAAACAUUGGCAUGCUUGUAAAGAAAACUUUGGAUGCUGUCGAUAAGGACAGAAGCGGCGAGGUGGACUUGGAAGAGAUGGCAAGAUAUCUUAAAGUGGAGGAUAACUUUUUAAGAGAAUUUAAUAUCAAUCCGGGACAGAAACUAAAGCAAAAUGACUUCAGCAGAAUUUGGGAUAAUUACGACCAGGACGGCAAAGGCUCCAUUAAAGGCGCUGAGCUUGAUGCACUGAUACGCGAUGUUUUUGCAAAGAUCCAAGGCAGAUCUCCCGAGAUGGAUGAUAUCGAAAAGUGGAAAGACAUCAUAAUGAUGUUCGCAGAUGCGGACGGCGAUGGCGCCAUCUCCAAGGAAGAGCUUAACAUCUUUUUUGCUCAGGGUCUAAAGGAGGCCAAGAAACGGCUUAGUGACGGCGAGAGAGAUCCGGCACCAAACUAUACCCCCACAGAGGAGCCUCCGAAAGACACGCCCAAGAAAUCAUCUUCCCCCGAAAAUAGUGGUUCAAGUGAUAAGAAGUGUGUGAUCAGCUAAGAAAUUUUGCAGUACAAGUGAAAACUUGAGCUUGAUACAUUUCCAGGCUCCAUAAUCAAGCGCUUUCUUUCUUGGGCCGCGAAAAUUGGAGCGCCCGCAAAGGUCACGAUCAUGAGGGCCCCCGAAUGGUCUUUGGCGAGCACUUGCGAGCACCCCGUUUUUUAUGCGAGACCGAGCAUUUUAAAUCGUUGAAUAAAUCGAACAGCGAGCAAAUCGAGAAUACAAUGCGAGCACGGCGGAAAAAUUGCGCGAGCAUGCAAGCAACUGCGAGCAUAUCGAAAUUUCGGGGGACCAUUCGGGGGCCCUAUCAUGUCUAGAUAUAGGGCCAACGAUUGACGCUUGAGGGGAGGGGGUGGGGAUUUUUGGAGAAACAAAUUCCUGCACAAUUUAGUCGAAAGCCCCCAUACACGCCGGUUACCUUCAAACAGAAAAUCCUGCCCAACAGAAAAGUCUACACCCCCUCAACUCAAAACUUGUCUAUUAGACUCUCGUACAUUGGAACUUUAAAAUCUCGACCCAAAGAAGAAAAAUGUUACGUAACACCUUAGGAAGUUGUUAAAGGGGUCAUGCCAUCAUCUGCGCAUCUAGCAUGCGGAGCUUUAAAUUUUACAUGUGUCUCCUUUAAGUCACUUGUUAAAAUUCCUUUUUGAAUGACCCAAGGAUCUCGCAGAUUUUCAGGGUGGCUUUCGUCUCUUCUAUAAUUCUUUGUAAUGAAUCGCGGCUCGAGGAGAACUCAUGGUAUCACCCCUUUAACAGAUACUAGUCGUUUACUGUAAAAUAUAAUGGCUCGAUUCAUUUGUCUCUUAGUUCAGUAGCCAGUCACUGAACAGGAGCGUACCUAGGGCGUGGGCCAAGGGGUGGGCCAAGGGGACUUUUGGUCACCAAAAGUGGGUAAUUUCUUAUUGAGGAUUUUCAAAUACUAUCCCUUUUCAAUAUGUUACUUAUACCUGAUCACCCCACUCUACAAAACCUGGGUACGCGCCUGUACAAGUAGUCUUUUAUCAUUUUAGACUUAAUAGAAAGUGCAUACUAAUAAAGUAAGCAUUGUUAUAGUAAAAAAAAGAAAAUUGAAACACAUGAAAAUGCAAAGAGCUAAUGGGCUAUGUCAAGCUUAGACACGCCUUUAACCAGGUGAAGUUUAAGCUUCUAAUAUGAGUAUAACAAUGUGUCACACUAGCUAACCAUUCUCUGUGGGAUGGGCUUAAUAUUUAUUAGUGAUUAAAACAAAAAUAAAGUCCGAUUAAAUUUUU